Messenger RNA from Punica granatum (pomegranate), 1783 nucleotides. Lineage: Eukaryota; Viridiplantae; Streptophyta; Magnoliopsida; Myrtales; Lythraceae. The record is from RefSeq and is a predicted model, not a curated record.
AUCGCUUUUUCGAAAAAAUCCGUCCACAGUCCCAACACACACUGUAGCGAAAAGGCGGUCCCGUGUACGGGCGAGAUUCGGUCAGAAACUGUUUUGAGGUUUCUUUCUUUUUUCAUCGACCUUUCCGCCGAUUUGAUCUUCCGGUUAGAUUGCGUUGUUCGAUGAUUUCUCACAAGAACGCUGCGAGCGCUGUCAGUGGCAAGACUGCCAGAGCCUGCGACAGCUGCAUCCAGAAGCGGGCUCGAUGGUACUGCGCUGCGGAUGACGCCUUCCUUUGCCAGUCGUGCGACGCGUCGGUGCACUCCGCCAAUCCCCUGGCUCGGAGGCACGAGCGGGUUCGGCUGAAGACUGCGUCCCUGAGGAACCUCAAUGAAUUCCCUAAGGAGAAUAAGGAUUCCGCGCCGUCGUGGCACCGAGGGUUCACUAAGAAGGCACGGACCCCGAGGCAUGGAAAGGCCGUACUGUCGGUGCGGAACCCAAUACCUCUUGUCCCUGAAUUCGGGGGAGAUGAAACUUCGAAUGAAGAGAACGAGGAGCAACUGCUUUAUCGGGUUCCCGCUUACGAUCCUUUUGCUUCCGAACUCUGCUCAUCGAAGGAAACGGAGAUUGUUGCACCCUUUGACUUCAACGAAACUAAAGGGGUUCCUGUUAGGUACGGGACUGGGGCGGAGCGUAUGCAUGGUUUUCUUCCAUCUGACACGGACCUUGCAGAGUUUGCAGCCGAUGUCGAGAGCUUGCUGGGUAAGGGGCUCGAGAAUGAGUCUUUUGGAAUGGAAGGACUAGGGCUGAUGGAUUGUGAUAAGGAGAGGGAGAAUUCUCAGGAUUGCUCCUUUGGGAGCGAAAAAUUAGUAAAGACUGAAGAUGAGGGCGUACUGGCCCCAGAUGUGGGCCAAGACAACCAAGUCGAUGCAGAGAUUGAUAUUUCGAAGGAAACAUUCGAAUUGAACUUUGACGACUAUUGUUCUCCAACGACUUGCGGAGAGGAGGAGGAUGAGAAGGUAGCCGAACCGGAGGCUCACGCAAAUGUAGAGAAUCCAGUCAAAGAUGCAGCGAAGAAGAGGCGGAAGAUUUUCUUGAAGCUCGACUACGAAUCGGUACUCGAAUCUUGGUCAAGCCAAGGCUCACCCUGGACCUCCGGUGAUCGGCCCGAUCUCAACUCCGAUGACUACUGGCCUGACUGCUUGGGACUUUAUGGAGGAGAAGUUCAUAACCAUCACGGGGAGCUCGUAGGAGGAGGAGGAGGGUAUGGGGGACACAUGGGGGUGGGCAGCACAGCAGGGAGAGAAGCCAAAGUUUCGAGGUACAGAGAGAAGAGGAGGACAAGGCUGUUCUCUAAGAAAAUAAGGUACGAGGUCCGAAAGCUCAAUGCAGAGAAGAGGCCAAGGAUGAAGGGGAGGUUCGUGAAGAGGGUUCCUUUUACAGGACCUACAUCUUUUCCUUUACUCAGCAAGUAGAACUGGAGCUGGUACCAAAUACCUUCUCAGCACGUUCGAAUAAAUCCCCAGUUCUCUCGUCUCCAAGAUCGUUAAUGUUAAGGUCUUACUUGCGAAGCUUCAAUGCUUCGAGGAAGAUCAGCACUCGGCACACACUUGUAAAAUAGGUGUUAUUGUAUAGCAGUUUGGCCUGUGUAUAAUGACACGCCUAGUAUAUCUGCCGAGUUGCUCGAUCAUAUAUUAAGUGGAAAAAUCCUUAGGAGUUUUAUGAUAAUAAAUUCUUCAUUAGCAUAUAACAUAUGUAUAUGCUCUUCUUAUGAUCUUUCAUUGCUUUUGCCUCUUCGAACGUA